Messenger RNA from Planococcus citri (citrus mealybug), 789 nucleotides. Its product is annotated as ejaculatory bulb-specific protein 3-like. The coding region runs from base 102 to 503 and encodes 133 amino acids. The transcript is spliced from 2 exons. Lineage: Eukaryota; Metazoa; Arthropoda; Insecta; Hemiptera; Pseudococcidae. The record is from RefSeq and is a predicted model, not a curated record.
CACGUGCCUUUUGGACAGUAUCAGUGCUUUGAAAUUUGCCGGUUGUUCAAGUUGUCGUACGAGUCGUUCAAUUUUUUAAUACCUAAAAUUAAAUCGCAAAAAUGAAUUCCUUUUCGGUUUUAGCUAUCGUGUUGUGUGCUUUUGUCUGCUACACUUGUGCGCAAGGAGGGCAACAAGGGCAAACCUCAUAUACCACCAGAUACGAUAAUAUCAAUUUAGAUGAAAUUUUAUCGAGUAAAAGGCUCGUUAAUAAUUAUGUUCAGUGCUUAGUCAACGGAAAACCAUGCUCUCCUGAAGGAUUGGAAUUGAGAAGAAUAUUACCCGAUGCUUUGAAAACCAAAUGCGCCAAAUGUUCGCAAAAACAAAAAGAAGGUGCAUUGAAGGUUAUCCAAACUGUACAAAAAGAUUACCCAGAAGAUUGGAAGAAAUUGGUUGCCAAAUGGGAUCCCAACGGUGAAUACUUCAAAGCUUUCCAACAAGAAGUAGCUGCUGGAAGAUUAUAAGCGUUGAUACGUAAACGUUUCAAUUCUCAAUUUUGAUUUCCUAUUUGAAAAUGAAAUCUGCAUUUCUAUACUUUAACGUAUUUUUUAAAAAGAAUUUUUCGAGUACCUACACCAUAUUUGAAUGAUGUUAUUGCAUUUUUUUUUUUAAAUUCCUGUUUUUGAAAUUGAUCAUUAUAAUGAAUACCUACCUGUUUGAACCAUUUUUUUUAUCACGUAAUUUUAAGGAUAAUUUAAUUGUGAUAUAAUUUAUUCCUAAAUUGUAAUAAAUUGACAUUUUUUUUGAAAA